This is a messenger RNA of Cottoperca gobio, 5131 nucleotides long. RefSeq names its product von Willebrand factor C domain containing 2 like (gene vwc2l). Gene Ontology annotation, molecular function: protein binding. The coding region runs from base 768 to 1463 and encodes 231 amino acids. The record is from RefSeq and is a predicted model, not a curated record. Gene Ontology annotation, biological process: negative regulation of BMP signaling pathway. Lineage: Eukaryota; Metazoa; Chordata; Actinopteri; Perciformes; Bovichtidae. The transcript is spliced from 4 exons. Gene Ontology annotation, cellular component: AMPA glutamate receptor complex.
CGGGGGGGGCGCUCUGCUCUGCUCAGUGCAGGACGCAGGAGACAGUCGCUCUCCAAGGUGCUGAAAGUCGGAGCGCUCCCUCCUCAGUCUUGCCUGCCGACGAUGAAUGCGACCUCUGCCGAAAACCGAAAAUCAAACAAUGACUGGCUUCAAUCCUGUUUGGUUUAAUUGUUCGUACUUCUACCCUUCUGGAUUUUUAUUGGCCAUGCAACCGCUGGAUUUAUACACACACGCAACAAGACUGACUGCAGCUUUCUAACAUUCACCUGCGUCGUGGGGAAAUAUUGAAUUGACUCCGGAUUCUAAGGGAACGCUAUAGAGGAUUUUCUAGCUUUUUUUCUCGGUCUCUGUCUCUCUCACAUGCCUCUGGACGUGAACUGUUUGUCUCAAAAAGGUGAGUCUGGGGAGGAAAACCAUGAAGCAGACCUACUUUUACGUGGAUAUCGCUUUCUUUCCACUGGAAAAGGGGAAUCAUAUCUCCAAAAGGCUGGUGUUUAAUUGCUUUUAAACCCAUCAUCACGACCGGGAGGGAGGAUUAUAGUAUCUGGAGUCUGGUGAAUUUACCCUGUGGAUAAAGUGAAGUUUUCAAUAGGCUAGGCGACUAUCUUUAUUCUGCUAUAGCCCUCUGUGUGUUGGCUUCACACUAAGUGGAUAUCAAGCUAUUUCAACGCGCCUCAAGUGAUGAUCAUGGUGAUGAGAAUAUUUCGCAGGACGGAUCUGGAGAGGAUACCGGGAGGCUAGGGAUGACGUCCACACAAUCUUGUUGAAUGUGGAUAUCGAUGCCGCGGCGAAGGAUGGGCCCUCUGCUCUCGGCCGCCUUUCUCCUCCUGCUUGCCCUGAGCGCCGUGUCCCCGGCCUCGAUGGGUAACCCCGAGGAUUACACCGCAGAUGAGACGGAGCGGACCGCCAGUGAAACCAUCGUCUUCGAUGACUACCGGGGUAAAGGAUGUGUGGAUGACAGUGGCUUCGUCUACAAACUCGCGGAGCGCUUCUACCCGGGACAUUCGAACUGUCCGUGUGUGUGCACGGAGGACGGGCCUGUGUGCGACCAACCCGAGUGCCCUAAACUGCACCCCAAGUGUACCAAAGUGGAGCACAAUGGAUGCUGCCCCGAGUGCAAGGAGGUUAAAAACUUUUGUGAGUACCGGGGGAAAACGUAUAAAAUACUGGAAGAAUUCAAGCCGUCAGCCUGUGAAUGGUGCCGCUGCGAACCAAAUAAUGAGGUGCACUGUGUGGUGUCCGACUGCGCCGUUCCAGAGUGUGUCAACCCUGUGUACGAGCCGGAGCAAUGCUGCCCCAUCUGUAAAAACGGUCCAAAUUGCUUUGCUGGAACAACGAUCAUCCCAGCCGGAAUUGAAGUAAAGGUGGACGACUGCACCAUCUGCCGCUGCCACAACGGAGACUGGUGGAAGCCGGCACAAUGCUUGAGGCGGGAGUGCCUCAACGGCCAGACGUUGUCAUAGAGAGACUCCACCGGGGAUGGUGGAAAAGCUCAGGCAAGGCCCUGCCUACUGCACCAUUUUGUAUGAUUGACAGGGCAGGAGCACAAUUCCUAAGCAACCUGAGACAGCGUAGCAUCGAAGAGAUGCGCUCACAAGCUUCACACAAACACAAGUUUAACACUGAGACGUCGGAACUUGUCUCAAGGCUGUUUCCACCCUCCAGUUUUAAUCGUCCUAUAUAUUUUCAGAAGUUGACUUGCUGCUCUCACACAAAAGGUUUCUCAGCUCCUUGAACUCUUUCCUAACCAUUGGCACAGGCACCAUUGCUCGUGUUGAUUUCUGUAUGUAUCCCAUCUGCUUGUUGUACUUGUCUGUCACAAUCACGCAGGUGUUGUUAUAUUCCAACAGCAGGCAAAACAAACCGUAAGCACACUUAACGGCAAUUUUUUGUUUGUUUGUUUGUGUCAUACGAGGAUCGACGCCGGUGAAAGCACUGCAAAGGUGCGCUUUACUUUCACAACUUCCCUCUAAGAGCUUGUUUACAAGAUGCACAUCACACAUAAAUGUUUGUGUCUUCAUAAGACUUUAAGACUUUUUAUCGCUAUGGCAGGAACUCACCUCUACACUUAGAUGAUGCUACUGUCAAUUUUAUAAACUGCUGUAAACUGAUUCAUUGCAUACCAUGGUCUUGAGUAAUGUGUCUGUAUAGUAGCAGCACAGGCAGGGAGAGUUGGCCCUGUAGAAUUAGGAAAGGCAAGAAAGUUGUUAGAUAGCAACUAUGAGAAGAUGUAGAAUUCUGCAACUCUGCAUCACAACAAGUCUGGGCAGCCUCUUCCGGCUUAUUUGUCGUUAUUGUUUUCUCUCAGAGGUCCAUAUCCUCCGAAAUAGUCGAGCUAACUAACUGCUUGAACUUGUUAUCAAAGCAAUUAGCGAACCAAGAGCAGCCUGCUUUAAUUUCCCUUAAUCAAGGAGUAUUCUGUGAUAAAUCAUCCAGCUGGGUGCUUGGAGCUGCAUGCUGGGCACACUCCACGAGAACCAGCAGACAAAAGGAGGAAAUCUGCACAUGUCUAAAUGCUAAGCAGCAUUCACUUGCACAUUGUCCAUGUGAGCGUACACGAGCACGGCAUUCAUUGACAAUCUCACAGCCACAGUAUGUUGAUCUGCACCCAGUAAAGAACUUUAACCCGUAAUGCUUGUCAAGAUACACAUCUCUUACAUUAUCACACUGCUAUAGAUUAGUUAAGAUCAUUUCAGCUCCGCCCCUUCCAAUAUGUUAGAAUAGCUUUUACAAUGUGGUGUGGCUAUAACAUAAGACACAAGCUAAUGUAUUGCCUUGAUAUUUUCCCAUACUAUCGAUUGGUCAUCAGGUGGUCCAGUCUGAAAGAAAAAGCACCCAACCACGGCCCAAAACAUGAUAUUUUUUUAAAUGAUAAAUACUAGUCAUUAAUUCAAAAGGUGAAUUCCAGUAAGCUCAUGCCAUUCAUCACUAGAAUUUUUUUUCCAUUUCCAGAAAAUCCGUUCCCGUUAACCUUUUAGACCCUAUUCCUAGGUGGUGAUGGAUGGGCUGCUUAAUAGCGGCUCCCAGCACUCUGUAAUGAGCCACAAAUGAACAUAGGACAAAAACCAAUGACUAAAGCGGUAUAUUACCUAAAAGGCACUAAAACACAUUUUUGAAAGAAUCUCAUAGUCUGCUGCAUAUUCUUAAACUGCAGCACACAGUUGUUGGAGGAAUCACAGAAAUUAAAUAUUUAAAAAAUAAAUAAAGUGUGGGUGGAGUUCAAUCCUAGGUGCAACAAUGAGGUCUGGGGCAUUCUUAUCAUUAAGCUACAGUGAUUUAGUGUCUCUUAAUGGGGAAAGACACUCCUCAUCCAUCAGGCUCGAGGUCUGCAGACUCAUAAAACAAAACUGACAUCUACAGUUUAUCAAUCACAGACUCAGUGCUCCAGACAUUUUAGGAUUAAUAAAAGAGCUUCAUUCAUCUUAAUUACUAUAGAUGCCAAAUAAUUAUUCAGCCUCUACAUGUAUCCAAAAAUACAUUGGAAUUACUUUACUGGGUAGCAAAGAGUAAAGUGAGUGUUCCAGGGCUCAGAGGCAUUGCUGCCACCACGGAUGCCUUAUUACUAUUCCAGAUAAGAUUUACAAAGCAUGGCCUUUGGCUUCAUACAGUACGAACAGCUCAGACUGCUUUAAGUGCUACUUUGUUUGCACUCCUCGGUUUAACGUUACGUAUCACCCAAAACUAGUUCUUGUUUAAACAUUUGACAUUCCUAUAACAGCCAGCAGGGUGAAUUAGUAGGAGGAGUAUUGAGUACAAGGGCAAGGACAUUCAAUCAAGAACAGCUGAAGAUGCAGAAUACAAUUAACAGACUGAUCAAGACAUUGAUUGAAGUAUAUGUAGAAGGAGCAAACAUGGCAGAUAUAAGUAUCCAGGCAACUUGAUACAAAUGACAAUGUUACAUGAGACAUGUUCAUAUUCAAUGUCCUUCCAUUAUUUUGAGGUGCAUUGCAUUUGUUAAACUAAACUGGGGUGCCAUGGUUGCGUAUCGAAUUACUUUGCAAGAUAUUAACUAGGUAAUGAAGGUAGAAUUGUAGAGCGUGAGGCUCCAGACCAAGAUCAUGCUCAAUCUGUCCCUCCAUACAUGAGAGCUGAGUUGUGAUUCAGGCUGCUAGCGGGAAGCAAAACAAAAAAAGUAGAAAGACAAAUAGGAAAAUCAUAUAUUCAAAACACAUACAGUACAUUCAAAGUAAACCGUGGAAGAUGAAGCAGACUGCUGGUGCGUACGUCACUCUACACUGUAAAGUCCUGAAACAGUUUUCAUGAAAAUUACUUUUAUAGUUCUCAUUUACAACUAAAGCGGAUGAUUCAGGAUCCACAUGGAUUAACAUACAGCAGAUUCCUACGCGUGUCGUUUGAAAGAAAAGGCUGCAUUCAAAAACACACACAAAGAAGAAAAAAAAGGCAUUUUAGAGAGAGGCUUUGGGCAGACCAGGGGAUAUUGCAUUUCUCCUUGCAAAUGUGUGACGCUGCACAGUUUCAAGGACAGGCCAGCAGCACAGUCUGUCUUUGUUUAUGUUCUGCCAAGAAACUUGAGUCUGUCUGUCUGUAAAUGUCUAUUUAAAUGAUUAUUCAAACUGCAGGCUUUUACGUGGCCAUUUUGUAAAGGUAUACCAUCUGCCGCUCUUUCCACGAGACACCGACUUACUGUAGCUGGAAACUAUGAAAGAUUUCUUUUUUUGUCACUUAUGUUUAUUUUUAACAACAAAACUGUUACAUAAAGUGUGCCUGAAAACCAGCACAGUAUCUGGUAUAAGAAGAGAGAAACACUGUUAUUAUACAAUCAAUUGUAUUAGUUGUUGGGGCACCGAGGGUUUGUUCAUGAGGGACUCAAAAGGUGGGAUAGUUUAAUUUCUCUAACAAAUUUGAAAUUUAUGUUUAAAAUGAAGAGCAUCUUUGAUUGUAUAUGACCACAUGCUCAUACAGGUUCACCUUACACUGUACAAGGAAUACAAGUUUUUAAAAGUUAUACAACCCUUGGUGUUCCCCAUGUUGUUCAUAUGUAAAUAUCUUCAAAUGUAUAACGUGUAUUCUGAAAUCUGAGGUGGAGUAAAAAAAAACAAAAAAAAAAACGUGUAUUAUUCAUUGAGGCAAAUACUAUUUUGUUAAAUAGACUUAAAAAUAAGUGUUAUAC